AUGGCGGCGGGCGUCAUCAGAAACUUCCUCGUGCAGACCCCGACUCCAGCCUACUUUCCGCUUAUUUUCCAGCACUCUUCAUGCAAGGAAGAUGUAGAGGAGAUGCUGGAGGAAAAGCCGGAGCUGAGGGAAGAUGACGAAGACAGAGAAGAAGAGGAGGAGGAGGAUGAUGAAGAAUCUGAAGCUCAGGAGGAAGAGGAGGAAUGUUUAGAGCUUUUCUUAAAACCCGCCCACUAUGCUUUGGACGUGACCAAGCAGCUGCUGAGGUUUGCAGAUCUCAUCAGCCGUGACAUUCAGCGGUAUUUUGGUCGCUGCUCUGGUGAUCAAGACACUUGUGACAUCUACAGCGACCCAGUCUCCGUCACAACAGGCGGGCGGCUGCGUUAUUAUGACGACCUGCUGAAAAUUGCAAGAGCAGGAAGUCCAGAGGAGCAAGAAAACAGCUUUGGGACUUGUGCUGAUGAUAAAGGAGUAGGAUUUGCUAAGGGUAACAGCGGUUUGGGGCCCCUGGCCGAACUGUUCAACCACAGGGGCCCAAGUCAGGGCCGCAGCCGCCCGAUGAUCAAGCGGCAUCUCCCGCUCAGUUUCUGGACUGAACCAAUCCCCUGCUGCUCUCUGUGGUUUACCUUCUCACCUUGCUGCCCUGAUGUGCAAGUGUACUCCAGGACACCGUGA
Messenger RNA from Micropterus salmoides (largemouth bass), 675 nucleotides. Its product is annotated as protein PERCC1. Bases 1 to 675 code for a protein of 224 amino acids. The transcript has 2 exons. The record is from RefSeq and is a predicted model, not a curated record. Lineage: Eukaryota; Metazoa; Chordata; Actinopteri; Centrarchiformes; Centrarchidae.